This is a messenger RNA of Eleginops maclovinus (Patagonian blennie), 3380 nucleotides long. RefSeq names its product serpin peptidase inhibitor, clade D (heparin cofactor), member 1 (gene serpind1). Lineage: Eukaryota; Metazoa; Chordata; Actinopteri; Perciformes; Eleginopidae. The coding region runs from base 76 to 1593 and encodes 505 amino acids. Gene Ontology annotation, molecular function: serine-type endopeptidase inhibitor activity. The transcript is spliced from 7 exons. The record is from RefSeq and is a predicted model, not a curated record. Gene Ontology annotation, biological process: negative regulation of endopeptidase activity; blood coagulation.
UUCAAUUCUUUGCUCUUAGUCCCACAAACAGAAGCAACAGAGCACUUCCCAGCAGUACACAUUAAAGACUUCAGCAUGUGGGUCAUCGCCGUCCUCUCUGUGGCCUGUCUGCUGGUCAGUCCAUCCCUUGCUGGGAUCAAAGAGCUCAGCUCUCACUUCGCUGACCCUGAACAGGUCCCCAGAGGCUUAGAGCCUGGGGGGGCAGUGGAUAUUGAGGACAUCCCCUUGGAGUUCCACAAAGAAAACACUGUCACUAAUGACCUAGUUUUUGAUGGUUUUGAGGAUGAAGAUUAUAUUGAUUUUGAUAAGAUCCUGGCAGGGGGUGGUGACGACUAUACUGAAGGGGAUGAGAUAGAUGAGAUCGCCACCCCGGCCCCAGACAUCGACAUCUUUGCCGAACCCUCCGACCCAAAGGUCCGCCGGGCCAGACUACUGCGGCUGUUCCACACUCGCUCUCGCCUCCAACGCCUCAACGUUGUUAACGCCCAUUUCGGUUUCAACCUAUAUAGAAGUCUUCGUAAUGACGUCAACCAGAGUGACAACAUCCUGCUGGCCCCUGUUGGGAUCUCUGUUGCCAUGGGGAUGAUGUCUUUAGGAGCAGGACCAGGAACCCAGGAUCAGAUUUACAAAGCUCUGGGAUUCGCAGAAUUUGUCAAUGCUAGCCAUCACUAUGACAACACAACAGUGCACAAGCUCUUCAGGAAGCUGACGCACAGGCUCUUCAGGAGGAAUUUUGGCUACACGCUGCGCUCUGUGAACGAUGUGUACGUAAAGAAGGAUGUUGUGGUGAAAGAUAGUUUCCGCACAGAGACAAAGGCUUAUUAUUUUGCAGAGCCGCAGUCAGUGGAUUUCAGGGACCCGGCCUUCCUGAAGAAGGCCAAUUAUCGCAUCCAAAAGCUGACAAAAGGGCUGAUCAAGGAAGGGCUCAAGAGUGUGGACCCCAACAUGGUGCUGAUGCUGCUCAACUACCUGUACUUCAAAGGUACAUGGGAACAGAAAUUCCCCAAAGAAAUGACUCACUAUCGCAACUUCCGAGUUAACGAAAAGACAAAUGUCCGCGUGCCAAUGAUGACCAACAAGGGGAACUAUCUUGCUGCUGCCGACCAUGAACUAGAGUGUGACAUCCUACAGCUCCAGUACACAGGAGAAAUCAGCAUGCUCAUUGCCUUGCCUAGGAAGAUCACUGGCAUGAGGACUUUAGAGCAGGAUAUCUCUCCCACGGUUGUCGACAAGUGGAUCAAAAACAUGACAAACAGGACUCGAGAGGUGGUGUUACCUCGUUUUAAACUGGAGCAGAAUUAUGACUUGAUUCCCAAUUUGAAGGAGAUGGGCCUCACUGACUUGUUCCAGGAGAGUGGAGAUUUCUCUGGAAUGACCUCUGAAAAUAUUUCCAUGAAUUGGCUGAAGCACCAGGGAACCAUCACUGUGAAUGAAGAGGGGACUGAGGCUGCUGCUCUGACCCAGGUGGGCUUUAUGCCCCUCUCCUCUCAGAUCCGCUUUAUUGUGGACCGUCCCUUCCUCUUCCUGAUUUACGAACAUCGCACAGACUGCCUUGUGUUCAUGGGUCGGGUCGUCAACCCUUCACAAAACUAAACUUGACUCAAAAGUAUAAUAUAUAAAUGGCUAAAAAAUACCAGACAAAGUCAAUGUUUGGUCAGAACACCCAUCCUAAACACUUUAAUACAAAACAACCCUAUAAUAUCUGGGGUGUUGUUUUUUUUAAAUAAUUGCUACUAUUAGUUUAAUAUGUACAUCAAGUAAUGAGUCUUUCACUUUACGGUUCAAAUUCUAAGUGUUGUCUAAUUCAGUGACUCAACAGUUGUUUGAUUUAUGUCUGUUAAUGUUUUAUCUUGUGCAAUGAGGCAAGUGGAGAAAUGUGCUAAAAAGAAAGGACAUUAUAUGACUGUCAUAACCCUAAUGCUGUACUGUAAUAAUUGCAGAAAGACAAUAUAAAUAUAAAUAACACAUUAAAAAAGGGAGAAUAAACUAAUAUAUACAUUUACUAGAACUAUCAAAUAUGUCUAUGAAAAUAAGAAAGCGUUAACAAAAAAAGAUUAUGUGAUUAUUAAGACUUAAUACAAUAGCAAUUUCUUAUAACUUACAUUAUUUAAUGAUAGGUUAACACUAAGAAAGCAUAGUUCAGCUACAUCCGGCAGUGAACUCGUGACACAGAUAUUUGUACAGGAGCUUCCAGGGUAAAUAUUUGUUGAUAGAGGUAAAAGUUAACUAAACAAUCGGAUUCAUCUGAAGCUGUAGAUGAUUUAACUGUGCUCUGGGCGGGUAUUGCAUCACAAAUUCUUGUUUUGAAUGAAUAGAAAUUGUCUCCAAAGGUGCAGCAGUUUGUAUAGAAAUCACAUACUCACCACAGCAAUCACUGGUAUGAGGACUCCCAGAUUUCCAGCACUACUUGAUGCCUAAGGGAGACAAAUAAGCAUUAGCAAUCUACUAACAUUGCUGCUAUCCACUUCCUGUUGUGUUUAGAUGUUAGAUGCAUUUAGGCGCUUACUUUCAGCGCUGGCCCCUUGUCUGAGGCUCUCUCACUGGCUCUCUUUCCUUCCAGGCCGAGUUGAACAAACAGCUCUAAAAGGUUCACCAUCAGCUCAUCCACGAGCUGCUCCCCCUGCAGGUUGGCUGCGAUGUUGGCCAGAGCAUUUAUCACUGCCAGAGAACAGUGCCUUGGGGGCAGGACAGGAUAGAUGGAGGGGACAGUUUAACAAAGUAAACGUUGACACAAAUGUGAACAAAACGUUAUUGUUGAUAUUUCCAUAUCAACAAUAACUCUAUCGAUUAUAGCAGAACACACGAUGUAACAGAAAUGUAGGAGAAUAUGUUCUUAGAAAUCUUCAAAUAUUAAGUAGCAGUGAAAAAGAUUAACAAAUAUGAACUAGAUGUCCUGCUUCUGCAGCUGGGUUAGCUGAUAGAUCUGUGAACAGGGUAAAAGCAGAUGCUGACCUGUAGCCGUGGUCUCUGUAGUCUUUGGUAGCGGAGUAUACCACUGAGCUGGCCUUCACACUGAUCUGCUGGAACAGGUUCCACCCCUCCUGGUACAUGUAUUGCUACAGGACAGACAAACAGACAGAAGAGUAAAACUGUGCAGCCGAGUUGUAAAUAAAAAAAUAUGUGUUUGUUAGCAAAUCACGUUACUUUUAACAUGUUGAUUCCUUUUUUUAAAUCCUAAAUUUGAAGGAUGCUCCAAUACCAAAACUGACUCAAAUAGCUGGAUUGGUAUUGGUGACAAUGGGGCUGAUUUAAAGCUAUGUUCUUUUUUUUUUUUAAGUAAAUGAUAUACUGGAAUUUGAAUUUCUUUCUUUGAAGAUUUUUACCCAGUUGCUGGUGUACAAUUUAACAUUUGAAAAAUAAAUACAAAUUUAAGAAAUGUA